Pleuronectes platessa (European plaice) is the source of this 2454-nucleotide messenger RNA. RefSeq names its product cyclin C (gene ccnc). The transcript has 12 exons. Gene Ontology annotation, cellular component: nucleus; mediator complex. Lineage: Eukaryota; Metazoa; Chordata; Actinopteri; Pleuronectiformes; Pleuronectidae. Gene Ontology annotation, biological process: positive regulation of transcription by RNA polymerase II. Gene Ontology annotation, molecular function: cyclin-dependent protein serine/threonine kinase regulator activity. The record is from RefSeq and is a predicted model, not a curated record. Bases 107 to 958 code for a protein of 283 amino acids.
CUGUUGCUCCAGUGUCAGCUCAGCUCUUUUCCGGUGGUGUUCACUUUCUUUGUCGGAAAGAAACAAUCAUUAAAAAAGUGUUUUUCUCCGCCGCGGCUGCUGCAACAUGGCGGGAAACUUCUGGCAAAGUUCUCAUUAUUUGCAGUGGGUUCUGGAUAAACAGGACCUGAUGAAGGAGCGACAGAAGGACCUGAAGUUUCUCACAGAGGAGGAGUACUGGAAACUGCAGAUCUUCUUUGCCAAUGUGAUCCAGGCUUUAGGGGAACACCUGAAGCUGAGGCAGCAGGUGAUCGCCACGGCAACUGUCUAUUUCAAACGCUUCUAUGCCAGGUACUCCCUGAAAAGCAUAGACCCAGUGCUCAUGGCGCCUACUUGUGUUUUCCUUGCUUCCAAAGUUGAGGAAUUUGGAGUUGUAUCCAAUACCAGGUUGAUCUCUGCAGCGACAUCUGUGUUAAAGACUAGAUUUUCCUACGCCUUCCCAAAGGAGUUUCCUUACAGAAUGAAUCAUAUAUUGGAAUGUGAGUUCUACCUUCUGGAGUUGAUGGACUGCUGCCUGAUCGUGUACCACCCGUACAGACCACUGCUGCAGUAUGUGCAGGAUAUGGGACAGGAGGAUAUGCUGCUGCCUCUGGCCUGGCGAAUAGUGAAUGACACGUACAGGACUGAUCUGUGUCUGCUCUACCCCCCCUUCAUGAUCGCCCUGGCCUGUUUGCAUGUUGCCUGUGUGGUUCAGCAGAAAGAUGCCAGGCAGUGGUUUGCUGAGCUCUCUGUUGACAUGGACAAAAUCUUGGAGAUCAUCCGUGUGAUUCUGAAGCUCUACGACCAGUGGAAGAACUUUGAUGACAGGAAGGAAAUAGCUGCUGUGCUCAACAAGAUGCCUAAACCCAAACCUCCUCCUAACAGCGAGAGCGACCAGAGCUCCAACGGGAACCAAAGCAACUCUUACAGCCAGUCUUAGCGCGGGUCUGCGUUUCCAUGGGCAUCAAAAGGGUUUGAUGUCGAGAGGGGCGGACCUUCUUUUUUAAACAAAAAAUGUCACACAGCACAAACUUUUCAAUGUCCGUUUGGAAAAAUCACUGAUCGAGAUGUCCCCUCAUCCUCAGCGGACACCCGUGACAGGCCGUGCUCCUCUGCUGCAGACUUGAUAUAAACUGAAACUGAUGAACAUUUUGUGGGAGGGGGAGGCCACGAAUAUGGGGCUUUAAACUUUGUCAUUUUGAUGAGCCUGACGUCCUUGAAUAGCCCAGGAGAGCAAGUCCUAAUAUACGCUGCCCCCCUGGGUUUAGAGAAACAAAACUUGAUCACUUGUACUGUGUUUGUGAGUGUCUGUGUGAGUGUGUGUAGAACACGUCAGCGGCCAGUCUGUGUGGGUUUUCAUUCCUCAGGGACUAUAGUGCAGUAGUCUUCUCUGUAAAUGUAUUGGAUCCUGUGCUGUUGGGUCUGAUUUGGAUAUCACCCUGUGCAACUGUGGUGUGAUUGGACGGCCCUGUGCUUCGAUGGUCGAUUGUGAAAAUCCCCAAAGCGGCUCGUCUUAGACUUUACUGUUUUGAAUCAUGAUGGCUCAACCUCUUUCCUCACUUUUGUAAAUAGCUUUGUAAUCCUUUUAUUUUAUCUCUGUCAUGUCUUUGCCUUAUUAAAGACACUUUAAUGGAAAUCAUGUGGCGGUUUAGCUUCGGGCUUGCGCUUCAGAUGAAAGUGUCCCAAUUAAUUUCACCAUCAUGAUUCACUAAUUAAAGCUGAUUAUUUGUAUUGUAAAUAAUUGUCCCUUUAUUCUGCUUUAGCUGUAGAACUCUUUGAAAGCUAUCUUUUUUUGUUUAUAUUUAGCCAAGGCCUUUUUGGGUGGAUAAAUGCAAAUUUCAAUCGUUUUAGAUUUGUCUAUAAACUUUGGUUUGUGCAUUGUUAUUUUUAAUUUACCUUCUGCCAUUUAUUUAAUCACUGAGUUGUGGCAGUGUGUGCGUGCGUGCCUGUAUAUGUGAGUGUGUGGCUGCGCUCGGAACAAGGUGCUCGAAAGCCUAACAAAAUACACGCUGCUGGUCACAGAGGAAACCCUUUAUAACAGCACAUUGUAAAAUGUAAUUAAGGAUUCAAGUAUUAAUUUGAUUCGCUGUCAUUCUUUCUCCUGUUUACUUGUCCCACAUUAACGGGGAUAUCUACAUCUUGUUAAAGGCCACUCCCAUGUAACUACUGAGGAGACAGAAGUGACAGAGAGAAUCCUUGAAGAGAGUUCGAUCCCGCCUUCAUCUGACAUUUUCCUCCCCUGCGGCAUCCUCCAUCUGUUACAUGAGUGUUCUCGUGAAUGGGCAAUAUAAAAUGUAAAGGGCUCAACCCAACUAAAAGAAUACUACUAUUUCUGAUUUAAAUUUUUUUCCAAAAUUAGUUUUACUUGAAAGUCUUGUUGGAUCAUAUUUUGAGGAUCAAUUAUGAUAAUAAAAUGUAAGAUGUGAUCAAUUAAAA